This is a messenger RNA of Vanessa atalanta (red admiral), 952 nucleotides long. RefSeq names its product collagenase-like. The transcript has 5 exons. Gene Ontology annotation, biological process: proteolysis. The record is from RefSeq and is a predicted model, not a curated record. Gene Ontology annotation, molecular function: serine-type endopeptidase activity. Bases 15 to 866 code for a protein of 283 amino acids. NCBI's taxonomy places the organism in Eukaryota, Metazoa, Arthropoda, Insecta, Lepidoptera, Nymphalidae.
GUACUACUUCCAACAUGAAAUUCCUGCUUGUCGUCGUUGGCCUGGCCCUGGCUGUCGCAGCUGAGGAGGAAAUCUUCUCCAGCUACCAUGAGGAGAUCGGUAUCCCAGAAGCUGCACGCAUCAAGUUAUCUGAGGACGCUCAGGACUUCGACGGCUCCAGGAUCGUAGGCGGACAAUUAUCUGCUCUCGGCGCACACCCUCACUUGGGGGGUCUGGUCAUCACUUUGACUGACGGCAGACAGUCAGUUUGCGGAUCUUCCCUUCUCACCCAUACCAGACUGGUGACAGCUGCUCACUGCUGGAGGCAUGAUGGAGUCCAGGCUCGUUUGUUCACCGUCGUCCUAGGCUCUGUCCGUCUCUUCUCCGGUGGCCUUCGCGUCAACACCAACAACGUCCAGAUGCACGCCAGCUACGACGAAGAUCGUCUUGCAAACGAUAUCGCCAUCAUAGUCACGGGUCACAUCAGUUACACCAAUGUCAUCCAACGCAUCGCCAUCGCCAGUGGCAGUAACAACUACGCCGGUACCUGGGCCACGGCAGCCGGAUACGGUAGAACCGGUGACAAUGUUGGCAUCAGCAACAGCCAGGCAAAGCGUCACGUUAACAUGCAAGUAAUCACCAACGCCGUGUGCGCCAACACUUUCGGAUCCAAUGUCAUCAUCUCCUCCACCUUGUGUACCGCCACCACCGGUGGUCAGAGCACCUGCGGCGGUGACUCCGGUGGUCCUCUAGCCAUCACCAGCGGCAAUAGCCGUACUCUGAUCGGUAUCACCUCCUUCGGCUCCAGAGCCGGCUGCUCCCGAGGCUUACCCGCCGGCUUCGCCAGAGUGACCUCAUUCAACUCCUGGAUCAAUGCCCGUCUAUAAUAAGCAUACCGCCUAUUUAUUUAAUGUUGCUAUUGACCAUUGAAUGCCAGACUGUUGCAUUUAAUUACAGCGUAUGCUAAGUAAUG